Molecule: messenger RNA, 993 nt
Organism: Marmota flaviventris (yellow-bellied marmot)
Lineage: Eukaryota; Metazoa; Chordata; Mammalia; Rodentia; Sciuridae
Gene: Zscan16
Product: zinc finger and SCAN domain containing 16
Source: RefSeq, a predicted model, not a curated record
AUGGCUUCAGCCCUGGAACCUAAAGAACAAAAAGGACUUAUGAUUAAAGCAGAGAACCAUUAUUGGGAACAGGACUCCAUCUAGAAGUUUAGUCAUUGUAGUAGAGAAUUCUUCAGACAGCACUUCAGAAAGCUCUGCUAUCAGGGUGCGCCUGGACUCUGUGAAGCUCUUACCCAGCUUUGGAGGCUCUGCCGCCAGUGGUUAAGGCCAGAAUGUUACACCAAGGAGCAGAUUUUAGACUUGUUGGUGCUAGAACAGUUCCUGAGCAUUCUUCCUGUAGACCUGCAAGAAUGGAUGCAGGCACACCAUCCAGAGACUAGAGAGGAGGCAGUAACUGUGCUGGAGGAUUUGGAAAGAGAGCUUCAUGAGCCCCAAAAGCAGGUCCAAGCUAAUUCAUAAAGACAGGACAUACUCUUGGACAGGUUGGCCCCCUUUGGAAUGCCAAGUGAAUUGCAGACUGUCCAGCUUCAUCCCAAGAAGACCCAGCUGGAACUCGAACUUGGGAAGCUACAUAGGAAUGGUGACAAAACCAAGACUGAGAAUGAAGAAUUAUCCCAGAAAGAUGAUAUGCCCAAAGAUAUGGAAUUCCUUGGGGAAAUAAAUGACAGAUUUAGCAAAGAUCUUCCUCAGCAACCUGAAUCCAAAGAUGCUUCUGAAAAUGAGUGUAGGUUAAACUGUCAACAAAGGGAAAGAAGAAAAUAUAAAUGUGAUUAAUGUGGAAAAAGUUUUAGUCAAAGCUCAGCUCUUAAUAAACACAGGAGAAUUCACACUGGAGAGAAGCCCUAUAAGUGUGAUGAAUGUGGAAAAGCCUUCAUUCAACUCUCACAUCUUAUGGGACAUCAUAGAGUACAACUUGGAGUAAAACUGUAAAAAUGUAAAGACUGUGGGAAAGAUUUUAGUGGUAUUAUUCAGUGUGAUGAAUGUGGAAGGCCCUUCCAUGUAAGUUCAAUUUUUAUUAGACAUCAAAGAAUUCAUAUAGCAAAUAAGCUCUAA